Molecule: messenger RNA, 4772 nt
Organism: Xyrauchen texanus (razorback sucker)
Lineage: Eukaryota; Metazoa; Chordata; Actinopteri; Cypriniformes; Catostomidae
Product: glypican-5-like
Exons: 8
Coding region: 162-1880 (572 amino acids)
Biological process (GO): regulation of protein localization to membrane; positive regulation of canonical Wnt signaling pathway; cell migration
Cellular component (GO): cell surface; extracellular region; plasma membrane
Source: RefSeq, a predicted model, not a curated record
AUGAUCCCACAUGCUGAAUGAAUUUAGUGACAGUCAACGGGAUGCAGCAGCGUGUUUACAGCCGGUGCAGCAUGUGAAAGUCCAGUAGAAGCGACUUGGUCCACUUUUUGCCCCCUAGCUCGGGCGAUACAUAUUUUGCAAACGAUCUUUUAUCAUAUAUCAUGUCACGCGUGAAUGUGAACUGGAUUAUUACUGUGCUCGCGGUGGAGCUCGCGGUGCUGUCCGCUGCGCGUGCUCACAGCUGUCGCGAGGUGAAAACGGCGUUCCAGGUGCGUCAGAUCGGCCCGCUUAAAUGGGUGCCGGAAACACCUGCCACAGAUGUGGACCUGUCGGUAUGUAAAUACACUGGGCCAUCAUGCUGUACACGAAAAAUGGAGGAGAGCUACAAAGCAGCGGUCCUGAGAGACACCACCCAGAACAUCAGAUCAUACAGCUUUGAGCUGAAAUAUCUUAUUUCUAAACAUGCCACAGCCUUCCAGGAUAUAUUCCAGUCUCUGCUCUCCUUCUCUCAGAGCCACCUGACCUCUCUGUUCGAGAGCAUGUACACCUCCAUCUCAUCUUCCAUCACCACUCACAUCAUCUGCCUCUUCACUGACCUCUCCCGCUUCCUCCAUGGCACCGGCAAUGUCUCCGUGGAAACAGCUGUCCACUGUUUCUUUGACAAUCUCUUUCCAUUGGUCCACACUCAUAUUGUCAAUCCAGGAAUGUCUGGGCCCGUCAGCAUGGGCGCUGCUGAUGGCAACCAGCUCGGCGACUGUCUACGCAUGACAAGGCAGGACGUUAACCCUUUUGGGACGCACCCCAGGUUGAUGGCUGAGGAGCUGGCGAACGCGUUGCGGGCGGGCCGGUUACUCAGCCUAGCAUUGGCCGUGGGGUCGGAGGUCAUGAACAUUACGGACACGCCAGAGUUGUCUAAGGAGUGUGUGCGCGCGCUGGUGCGUAUGCAUUACUGUUCUCACUGUCGGGGGCUGACCCUGAUCCGGGCGUGCAGCGGAUACUGUCUCAAUGUGAUGCGCGGAUGCCUGGUCAGCCUCUCAGAGCUCCACUCACCUUGGAAACAGUAUGCAGCUAUACUGCAGGAUCUCACACAUAUGGUUGCCGAAGCGCAUAACCUGGAGCUUGCACUGUUGAGGAUCAGACAUCACGUUGAUGAGGCCAUACUCUAUGCUCAGCUACACGGGCUCAGGCUCACUGCCACGGUGGAUAAGGUGUGUGGUCACUCUUCAAAUGCGUCAUCCACCACAGUCAGGACGUUUCCAUUGACUGCAGUCACACCUCCACCUACUAACAGCUCACAGGAUGUUCCAGGAGCCGAUAAGAUCGGAAUGUUGGCGCAUCUUCACAGGGAGUUUAUGGGUUACAUCUCCCGAUAUAAGUCCUUCUUCGCCAUUCUUCCGGAGACGUUGUGCGAGGGAGAGAUAGGCGUAGACGAGCUCACAUGUUGGAGCGGAGACGAUGUUGUAAAAAGAUAUGAAGCAAGGGUGGUGGGCAAUGGAGUCCAUGCUCAAAGGCAGAAUCCAGAAGUAAGGGUCAGAGGUGCUGAACCUGUGUUUAUGGAGAUCAAAGACAGACUCGAGCAGUUCAACCAGGAGAUCCAAGUGGUCAUGCCAGGUGUGGGGAACAUUGAAUUCUGGGACGACGAUACAGGCAGUGGGGCGGAAACCAGUGGUGAAUGUGAUGAUGAGGAUGCUUGUGAAGGCUCUGGAGAAUCUGUGUCCACACCCGCUCUGAAAGAACAUGAUAUAUCCAAAAAACUGACAGAGGUACCUUUCCACGAGUCGCCCAUCAUUCGAAGCAAACCUACAUCUGGUGUUUCUCGUUCCAUGGCCAGCAUCAUCAGCAUCAUCCUCACUCUGGGGCUACAGUUGUUCUUCAUCUGAAAAGCCAAACACACACACAGAUUACAUACACACAUGGCUAAAUCUCAUGAAGAAAUGUGUGGAACAUAUUUCAACCCAAAAUCCAAAGCAAUUGUAUAAUGUUUUGAAUAAAGCAAAUGAACUCUAUUUUUAGACUGUUCAGAUUUUGUAUUAUUUUUGUAUUUUUUUUUUGCAUGUUGACAUUUUUUUAUUUGUAUUAUUUUCACAAAUUAAACUUGCCUUGACAUAACUACUGUGAUGUGGAGAAAAGAAAAAUCAUUAUAUAACAGAUUUUUUGCAUUAAGGUAGCUCCCUGAGACACAAUGUGCUGCAUUGUCAUAGAAUUAACGUCACAAUGCUAAAAACAAAAGAUGUCUUAAUUGUAUUACAAUAGCUCUUAUUUUCUUUGUGCAACAAAUGUUUGUUUUUUUAUUUCAUUUAUUUAUUUAUUUUUAUUUUGGGCUUGAAAUAUGAUUCAGAUAUAUUCUUCACAGCUUUCGUGAGAAUCAAUCACACAGUACCCAAGAACUCAAAUUUUAAGGUUGUUUCUUAUGUUCCCAGGCUUCUGUGACAGCCCCAUUUUUUUGUGGAAGCCUCCAGCAAAGAAACUCACAGUGCUCCCUGGGGUUUAAAUGUUAGCACUCUCUGCACAUUCAUAUUAUUAGAACAAAAUUGUUAUCAUCACCGUCUCCGACUGAGGUAUGCAUGACGAAAUAUCUGCAUCUGUGGAAACAUCGCUCAUGAGCAGUCAACAGAGAAGAAAAUAAAUAGAUACUGUCUGCACAAUCAGCAAGGGAUAUUACCAUCACUCACACAAAAACACACACAUACAGCAUUGUUUAUUGAAUGAAACAGAACUAUAAAUGAUAUGCACAUUGUAGUAUGUAUAUAGUUUGGACUGCCGCUGAAUUUAUAGACAACGAAUGUUUAAAUGAAGUAUUACACUACCUUUUGUUUUUAUUAAUUGUUUUGCAAUUUAACAGGUCUUACCAAAAUUCAUCCCAUCUGUACACUCACAGACACACAGUUAAGAAUUUAUCUUACAAAGUAUUGACAAUGCUCUAUGGCAUUGCUGUUACCUGCAUGACUUUCUUGGCCUAAAUGGCUUGAACCAUCCAUUUAAUAGAAUAGUUCAUCCAAAAAUGAAAAUUCUCUCAUCUUUUACUCACCUCCAUGUUGUCGGUGGCGAGUAAAAGAAUGUAUGACAUUCUUUUCUCAUUGGAACACAAAAGGAGACGUUAGGCAGAAUGUUAGCAGCAGUCACCAUUCAGUGCAUCUUUUUGAACGUCAAUGAAAGUCAGAAAUGACUGAGGCUAACAUUCUGCCAACAUCUCCUUUUUGGGUGCACUAGCCCUUUAAUACUUUAAAAGUAUUUUUUUAUCCUCUGUUUACCACCCCAGAGCAAGAAAACCCACACAUUUAACACAUUUAACUUUAAUAUUGUACCAUGUAGAGUACAUUCUGUCAUUUUGAAUUUGAGCAAAUGACAUUUGAAAUUGCACUAAACUUCUUUUAUUCAAGUACAAAGUUACUUGAAUAAACGGUUAAAGAGCCCGUGCCCCCCUCCCCCCCCCCAAAAAAAAUAAAAAAAAUAAAUGCGGUACAGAUUUUUCAUGAAUGUUCUGUAAUAUUUGAUGAAAAAAAAAAUUUAAAAAAAAAAAAAAAAGGGUUUAAAAGGCCGACAGAUAUGCAGAAUGCCUUUCUUUUAUAUAAAAAUGUACUUAAAGCAAAGCAAUGCAAGAGAUUAAGAGAUACCAAAUAUUUUCUGUAAUCGCUUCUUCAGCAGUCUGUUUGUAGCAUCACAAGACACAUUUCUAUUGCCUAUUGUAUGUUAACAUUUAAGAGUCAGUAUUAAAACAAUGCUACAGUUCUUAUACAGAAGCAAAAGCAUCUAAUGAGUCUGUAAGCAUUUUUAUUUUUAUUUAGAGCUGUUUUUUGUUGAUGUUUCUGAUUGCACAUAAUUUGCUAUAUUUGAUUUAUUUCUGUCAUAUCUAUCUGAAAUAGUUUCUACAGUGUUUUUAUAUUAAUGAUAACACAUCUUCAUACAUUCUUAAACAUUUGCAAUUCAACCAUUCAGCCUCAUAAAUAUGCAAAUUUAGAAGGUGGAAAGAAAUAAAAAAGAAUUCAAUUUUAGUGAAGGGAAUUCCCUAAUAUACAGUAUAGGGAAAGGAAUUAAAAACAAAUGUCGGGGGAGUUAUUUUAAACUACUAUACAAUUUAAUAUAUUACAUUUGUUAAAGAAAUAUAACAGUUUUCAAAAAACAUUUUAGUAACCACAAAACUGAGACCACUGUAAUGUAUGCGCUCGUAAACAAACAUUGCCUUCACCGGAAUAUGUAACCAUAGCAACACUAUGCUGCUCGCUUUGUUAAAAUCAAUAUUGGUGGGUACAUUGGCAAAACUUAAAUCCUGUCAUUAUUUGUCUCUUUAUGAUAGAUUUGCAUAUCUGAAGUACUGUAUAUCACACAAAAAACUUCUGUUAUGUUCUGUUCAAAAGUUUGUUUAACUGACAAAGUUUAACAAGUUGUGCCUCAAAAAAGUAUACCCCCCAAAAGUCAUUGUAUACUGUAAUUUGCACACUGGACAAACACCCCGCAAUUAUGGAACUGUAACUAAACCAUUUUGUAUUUUUUUUUUUAUGCAGUACAACUCUUGUUUCUUUUGAUGGUUGUAAAAUGAACUGGGAUUACUUUUUGUUUGCUGUGUUUUGUUUUGUUUGUUUGAUCGUUGUUUUGUUGAUACAGUUGAACACUUACACGCUCAGUUCAUGAAGCUACUGAAGACCCGUCAGAUAUACACAGUGCAUAUAAGAAUUUGUGACAGUAAACCUUUCAUGAUGGAAUUAAAAUGAUAAAUCUCCACUGUUGGUUAAACUUAAAAAAUAAAAAAUAUCCAACUUUGGUUUAAUUGUUCA